GAGCCACCGGGACGGCGUGUUAGACUAAUUAAUGAAUGCUCUGUUUUGCACAACUGGCCUUCAGUGAGGUUGUUGUACCACUCUAUAGUGAGUAUCUCUGUUCAUCUGUUUUAAAUAUGAGAGAGAGUGAGAGAGGAACCCCUCGAAUGUAGCAACUAUAGAUCAGAUUCUUUCAAAGAAACCCAUGAAGAAUCUGAUCUAGUGUGAGAGGAGGUGGUGACUGGUGAUUUUUUGGUUUGGUCCUCGCUCGCUGUGUGUGGAUACAACUCUUUCUCUCACUUUCUGUCUAUUGGGGUUCAGACGGAGGGACUUAAUUACCGCCCAAAAAUCCAUCUAAUUAUUAUUUAAUAUUUUCCCAUAACGGACUCACUCUCAACCAAAUCAUAUGCCAUUUACCUUCGUAAUCCCAGCCGUUUCGUUUGUGCUUUUUAAGCCUUCAAAAACAUGCUACAUCACUCUCACUCUCACCUCCUUAAACCCCACAUCCUAAAUAAAUAAAUAAAUAAAGGAUCCUUUUUGCUUCUUGGGUUUUUCUGGGUUUCUUGUGGUGUUAUCCAUGGUGAUUAUGUAUAGAGUAUAGGGUGUUUUUGAUCCGGAAUAGCUUCAAUAGUCCUUGUUAUUGUAAUAUAUGGAAUACGGAAGUGGAGGAGGAGGAGGUGGUGGGUCGGGUGGGGACCCCGAUUCCUCCGACAACCAGAGGAGGAAGAAGCGCUACCACCGUCACACAGCCCACCAGAUUCAGAGGCUAGAAGGAAUGUUCAAGGAGUGCCCACACCCAGAUGAGAAGCAGAGGUUGCAGUUAAGCAGGGAGUUGGGUUUGGCUCCGCGACAGAUCAAGUUUUGGUUCCAAAACAGGAGGACCCAGACGAAGGCCCAACACGAACGAGCAGAUAACUGUGCACUUCGUGCAGAGAACGACAAGAUUCGAUGCGAGAAUAUAGCAAUCAGAGAGGCAUUGAAAAAUGUCAUUUGCCCAUCUUGUGGAGCUCCUCCGGUGACCGAAGACUCCUAUUUCGAUGAACAAAGAUUGCGAAUGGAGAAUGCCCAAUUGAAGGAAGAGCUUGAUAGAGUAUCUAGCAUUGCUGCAAAGUACAUAGGGAGACCUAUUUCGCAACUUCCACCGGUACAGCCUUUGCAUAUUUCUUCGUUAGAUUUGUCGAUGGGGAGUUUCGGUGGCCAUGGAUUUGGCGGUCCUUCACUUGAUCUUGAUCUUCUACCAGGAAGUUCUUCGAGUCUACCAAAUUUACCUUUCCAACCAAUUGGAAUAUCAGACAUGGAUAAGUCCCUCAUGACUGAUAUUGCUGCCAAUGCUAUGGAUGAAUUGCUCAGGCUCUUGCAAACUAAUGAACCUCUGUGGAUGAAGUCGAGCACUGAUGGGAGAGAUGUUCUAAAUCUUGAAAGCUAUGAAAGGAUGUUCCCUAGACCCAAUAGUCACUUGAGAAACCCGAAAUUAAGGAUAGAAGCAUCGAGGGAUUCUGGUGUCGUAAUCAUGAAUGCUUUGGCCUUGGUUGACAUGUUCAUGGACACUAACAAGUGGGUGGAGCUCUUUCCCGCAAUUGUAUCAGUUGCAAAAACAAUGGAAGUUCUAUCGCCUGGAGUAUUGGGCAGCCUUAGUGGUUCUUUGCAACUGAUGUAUGAAGAGUUGCAGGUGCUUUCACCACUGGUGCCAACCCGGGAAUUUUACGUUCUCCGUUACUGUCAGCAAAUUGAGCAAGGCUUGUGGGCUAUUGUUAAUGUCUCUUAUGAUUUUCCCAAGCUCGCAUCGCAAUGUCGAUCACAUAAGCUGCCUUCAGGAUGCUUGAUUCAGGACAUGCCUAAUGGGUACUCCAAGGUAACUUGGGUAGAACAUGUGGAAAUAGAAGAGAAAAUCCCAAUUCAUCAGCUUUACAAGGAUCUCAUUCACAGUGGCUUGGCAUUUGGGGCAGAAAGGUGGCUUGCCACUCUUCAGAGGAUGUGUGAAAGAUUAGCUUGUCUUAUGGUGUCGAGCAAUUCAACCCGUGAUCUUGGAGGAGUAAUUCCAUCGCCGGAUGGCAAGAGAAGCAUGAUGAAACUUUCUCAGAGGAUGGUGUCGAAUUUCUGUGCAUGUGUGAGCACAUCAACCAGCCACCAAUGGACAACACUUUCUGGUUUGAACGAGGGUGGAGUUCGAGUUACCCUUCAGAAGAGCACAAAUCCUGGCCAACCAAAUGGUGUAGUUCUUAGUGCAUCAACCACCUUUUGGCUUCCAGUUUCUCCGCAAAAUAUCUUUAACUUUUUCAAGGAUGAAAGAAACCGAACUCAUUGGGAUGUCCUUUCUAAUGGUAAUCCAGUGCAAGAGGUUGCUCACAUUGCUAAUGGUUCACAUCCUGGGAACUGCAUAUCGGUUCUUCGGGCCUUGAAUACCAGCCAGAACAAUAUUUUGAUACUUCAAGAGAGCUGCAUAGACCAAUCUGGUUCACUUGUUGUCUACUGUCCCGUCGAACUACCCUACAUAAACAAUGCAAUGAGUGGUGAGGAUCCUUCUUGCAUCCCUUUACUGCCAUCAGGUUUCACCAUUUCACCAGACGGUCAUUACAACCAAGGCGACGGUGCCUCAACAAGCUCAAGCACACAAGGAAACAUGGCUACCUCUGGCGGUUCGCUAAUUACGGUAGCAUUUCAGAUAUUAGUAAACAACUUGCCAUCAGUUAAGCUAAACAUGGAGUCAGUGGCCACUGUUAACAACCUUAUCAGCACCACUGUCCACCAUAUUAAGACAGCCUUGAAUUGUCCUAGUUCCUGAUGAUAUCAUGGCUUCAAUACAACUGUUUUUCCUUUCUACCA
Messenger RNA from Tripterygium wilfordii, 2802 nucleotides. Its product is annotated as homeobox-leucine zipper protein HDG11-like. The transcript has 10 exons. Lineage: Eukaryota; Viridiplantae; Streptophyta; Magnoliopsida; Celastrales; Celastraceae. The record is from RefSeq and is a predicted model, not a curated record. Gene Ontology annotation, biological process: regulation of DNA-templated transcription. Bases 629 to 2761 code for a protein of 710 amino acids. Gene Ontology annotation, molecular function: DNA-binding transcription factor activity, RNA polymerase II-specific; lipid binding; DNA binding.